AUGGCUUCUUCGUCUCAACGUUCAGUGAAGAACUAUUUUACGAAAGUACCGAAAUCAAGUAUAGCUUCUUCUAGUCAACCUAACCAGGAAGCAAAUGCCAACCAUUCAGAAGUACCAUUACCUUCUUCUCAGGUAUUUGAUUUGAGUACUUUAAAUUAUGAUCCGGGUGAAAGAACCCCAAUCUUGGACUAUCAUCCAAAUCAUCGUGAUGUUAUUAGAAGAGCAUACCUUAUUAAUGGUCCUUGUCAACCUCGAUUGCUUCAGCAUGAGUAUCCUCAAACGAAUAUUUCUGGAUCAAUGCGUCGUUUUAAUUCUGAAUGGUUUGAUGAUGUAUAUCAUGAUUGGUUGGAGUAUAGUGCUACAACACCAAUCAAGGUGGGGGUGAAAUAUUUUCAACUGUUGGGUUUAAGAGUUGGCAGAAAAAAAAAGAAUCUUGGAAAACAUAUUGGUCUACCGAACAGCCCACAUAACCAGUCAAAAAAGAAAUGUCAAGAUUUAUUGCGGGUACAACAGUCUAUUCAUUUUGCACUUGAGAUGCAAUUUAGUCAAUUUAAGCAUGCAUAUUUGGUCCUCUUAAGUGCUUCCGUUGAUGUAGUAAGACUUCUUAUAACUCAAGGAUUGGCAUUUCGAGGUCAUGAUGAAUCUAAAUCAUCACUUAGUAGGGGUAAUUUUCUUCAAAUUCUCUCAUGGUAUGCGAAAAAGUGUGAUAAUAUUCGUGAUUAUGUACUGGAACAUGCUCCUCAAAAUGAUCAAAUGACUUCUCCAAUAAUUCAAAAAGAUGUUGUGAGUGCUUGUAAGAUAGAAACAAUUAAAGCUAUUCUUGAGGAAUUAAAUGGUGACUACUUUUCUUUACUAGUUGAUGAGUCUUUUGAUGUGUCACGCAAGGAGCAAAUGGCUAUUGUCUUACGAUAUAUUGAUAGAAAUGGAUUUGUGAUGGAGCGGCUUCUUGACAUUGUUCAUGUUCAAGAUACUAGUGCUUUAUCUCUAAAGAGGGCAAUUGUUAAUUUACUUGCUCAACAUUCCUUAAGUCUAUCAUAUGUGCGUGGACAAUGUUACGAUGGGGCAAGCAAUAUGCAAGGUGAGAUCAAUGGCCUUAAAAUGUUGAUUAGGCAAGAAAGUAGAUCAGCCCAUUCCAUUCAUUGUUUUGCUCAUCAACUUCAACUAACUCUUGUUGCGGUCUCGAAAAAAUGUAUUGAAGUGGGAAAACUUGUAGUGUUGGUUUCAAAUAUUUUGAAUGUAUUGGGAUCUUCUUUUAUGCGUAUGGAUGAAUUUCGAGAUUCUCAAAAAUAA
Messenger RNA from Lycium barbarum (goji berry), 1290 nucleotides. RefSeq lists its product as uncharacterized. The transcript is spliced from 3 exons. The record is from RefSeq and is a predicted model, not a curated record. Lineage: Eukaryota; Viridiplantae; Streptophyta; Magnoliopsida; Solanales; Solanaceae. Bases 1 to 1290 code for a protein of 429 amino acids.